AUGGCUGCCAAUCCGGAGAUCAACCUUCCAGAACCCUCUGAGCUUGGAGUAUCAGAUUCGCGAAGCCAAGCGGGAAUAAGCAUAUUGCCGGACAUGCACAGGACUUCGGCACAGGAACCCAGGAGUCACGAUUCCACUACCGAACCAGACAUUGACCCAGACAAGGAAUUUUACUAUGGGAAAAACAGCGCCAGUAGCGAGUUCGCACCACAGGAAAACGUACAGAAUUCAGAGAUUGUUUGGCGAUAUCUCACAUUCGACACGGAACUUCCACACCCGACGACUAUCCAUCCGACGCAAACCGAUCAGGAAGCUCCACCUGAACCUCCAAACCUUAUCAAGUAUACGAACCCUUUCGAUUGGUCGGAGACAAGAAAAAGAUUCACAAUAUGCAUCUCAUGUUUUAUCACCGCGCUCACUGCGUUUUCGGCUGGAGCUUACAGCCCGGGCAUUGGGCAAAUGACGCAGGAAUGGGGUGUGAGCAGUGUUGCUGCGCUGGUCGGCAUCACGACCUUUACGACUGGGUUCGCGAUCGCGCCCAUGGUGCUAGCCCCGUUCUCUGAGAUCAACGGCCGACGACCAGUUUUCCUCGCUUCCGGUAUCCUAUUCGUAAUCUGUCAGCUCUGCUCUGGCCUCACGCAAUCGUAUGCUGGCAUGCUCGUCGCGCGGUUCUUUCUGGGCGUAGGUGGAUCUACAUUUUCGACUAUGGUCGGUGGCGUGGUAUCUGACAUAUACCAUGCUGAGGAUCGCAAUACACCAAUGGCUCUCUUCUCAGGCGCCGCGUUGUUCGGUACUUCCUGGGGACCGUUGGCCUGUGGCUUCAUCGCGCAGAACACGUCUUGGAGGUGGAUAUUCUACGUACAGGCUAUUGCAUGCGGGGCGGUGGUCGUGCUGAUGUGUGCCGUAUUCAAGGAAACCCGUGGCUCAGUUCUUCUGUCUAAAAAAGCUAGGGCCCUGAACAAGUGGUACGAGGCCCGCGAGGCGUCUGGAUAUUAUGGCUUCAACGUCUACGAUACCGAAAAGCCUGGAUCGAUGGUAUCGCAACGUCUGAGAUGGAAAGUCCGAUCAGAUGAGGAGCGGGCUUCUCUUAGCAAGAUGAUAGGAGUCUCUCUUUACCGACCGUUCCAUCUUCUCUUCACAGAACCCGUUGUAUUCUGGUUUUCGCUCUGGGUAGCCUUCUCCUGGGCCGUGCUCUAUCUCACUCUGGCCGCCAUUCCAUUAGUAUUCCAGAGCAACCACGGCUUCUCACUACAACAAGCCAACGCAGUUUUCGCGUCGAUGGGAAUAGCUAGUAUCCUUUCGACUAUACUAUCGAUCUACCAAGAGAAAAUUGCGAAGAGAAACGGAAAAUUGACAGGCACACCCGAAGGCCGCCUCUACUUCGCUUGCAUAGAAAGCGCCUGCAUGCCCGUCGGCCUUUUCAUGUUCGGGUGGACAAGCUUCCCCGAGAUUCAUUGGGUUGUACCAGCAAUCGCAAUCGGAAUCGCUACUGUCGGAAUCUUCAGCAUCUAUCUAGCAACCUUCAAUUUCCUCGCAGAUACAUACCAUCGGUAUGCAAGCUCGGCACUGGCGGCGCAGUCUUUUUGCCGAAACAUGCUUGGUGGCAUAUUCCCACUCAUUACGACUCAAAUGUACAACAAGCUUGGGUACGGCCCUGCGAGUAGUCUGCUGGGAGGAAUCGGCGCAUUGUUGACCAUCGUGCCUUGGAUUCUGGUCUUCUAUGGUCCUAGGAUCAGAGCGCGAAGUAAAUUCGCAAGCGAGAUCAUGGACGUUACUAGUUGA
Alternaria atra is the source of this 1782-nucleotide messenger RNA. RefSeq lists its product as uncharacterized. The coding region runs from base 1 to 1782 and encodes 593 amino acids. The record is from RefSeq and is a predicted model, not a curated record. The transcript is spliced from 2 exons. NCBI's taxonomy places the organism in Eukaryota, Fungi, Ascomycota, Dothideomycetes, Pleosporales, Pleosporaceae. Gene Ontology annotation, molecular function: transmembrane transporter activity. Gene Ontology annotation, biological process: transmembrane transport.